Molecule: messenger RNA, 2437 nt
Organism: Anopheles arabiensis
Lineage: Eukaryota; Metazoa; Arthropoda; Insecta; Diptera; Culicidae
Product: thymic stromal cotransporter protein-like
Exons: 8
Coding region: 308-1900 (530 amino acids)
Biological process (GO): transmembrane transport
Cellular component (GO): membrane
Molecular function (GO): transmembrane transporter activity
Source: RefSeq, a predicted model, not a curated record
UUCGUGGCUACGGCAAACGUGGUAUAGGUUGUUGGGGAAGCUUCAGUGCCAACCGAACCGAAAGCCACUUGUUUUCGAUGCAAACGGUUCAGUGUGAAGAGACUCUUGGGGAGAAAAGCUGCUCCACGCGAAACAUUGUCUCGCGAAACUUGUUUGCUAAAUCAAGCGUGGAGCAAGACACGCUUGAUCUCAGCGGUUUGUUGCUGUCAGUGAAGAUUUUUCGGGGUGGUGGUUUUGUUUGUGACAUUAGUGCACGGGCAGGGCAACAAAGCAACGGUGGCAGUGUUUUGCACCGCGCUGCAGUGAAAUGGAAAGCAAUGGCGUAAGCGUAACAUCGUCAUCAUCAUCGUCCGCCGAGGGAAUCUGGAGCAAAGUGAAACGCUUCAUCACCAUCGAACCGGUGAUCAUUUUCUACAUCUUCGGUGUCGUUUGCGGUACAGCGUUUAAGGUGUUUGAGUACGAAAAGGCCUGCGUCACAAAGCUCGGUGCAGAUCUGCGGGUUUGUGCGUAUUUUGUUGAGCUGGAAGAUGAUGACAUUUGCUCCGAGCCAGACGACACAAACCGCACGCUGGUCGGGGUGGACAAUUUUACCGAGUUUCGCAACUUGGUUUGCGACGCGCAGCAACAGUCUACCAAUGCGGUGGUCUUCUUGAACUCGUACCGCAGCAUUAUCGUGGGGAUCGUGCAGGCGGUAGUGCUGCUGUUUGCCGGCAGUUGGAGCGAUCGUGUGGGGCUGAGGAAACCAUGCAUACUCGUGCCGAUCGCGGCAGAUAUUGUGGCAUUCGGGGUAUACAUCCUGAGUGCCGUUUUUAUGCGUGAAAUACCGCUGGAAGUGGCGGGCAUAGUACCGAACCUGAUAAACGCAUUCAGCGGUGGAGUUCCGUUGGUAGUAACAGGUAUCUACAGCUAUCUGACGGUAUGCACGGAUGAGAAAGAUCGUACAUUCCGGUUUGCCUGUACUGCCGUCGUGUAUGCCACCGUACCGAUCGUGGCCAACUUCUUCAGCGGACAUCUGUUUAAGUACCUUGGGUUCAUCAAGCUAUGUGCACUUUGCAUGGUUACUGAUAGUAUCGGGCUACUGUACGGGUUGUUCGUCUUGAAAGAACCGGUAGACACCAAACGCACCUCGACCCCGAACGUGUCUAAUGAGGUGGAUGCAAAAUCGACCAAACCGACCCUGCAUCAGCUCUUCGACAUCGGGCUGGUGGUGGACUGCGUGAAAGUGUUCCUAAAAAAACGAGACUUCAACUGUCGGAACAUCCUGUACCUGACCUUGCUGGCGUACUUCAUCAACUACGGUGCGCUCGGUGACGCGGAGUCUGCCGCCAUCCUGGCGUACAGUCAGUUCAGCUGGAUCACCAAUCUCGGCACCUGGAUAUCGUACGACCUACUGACAACUAUGCUGGGCACCCUGCUGGCGAUGGGCGUACUGAGCAAACGGUUUGGCGUUUCGGAUGCAAUGAUUUGUGUGUUUUCCGUGUGCUUCUCGCUCGUCGGCAAACCGAUCAUGGCCAUCGCCGUGUCGACCGUGAAACCGUAUCUGUACUACGUGGCGACCUCGAUCGAUGUGUUUGAGGGCAGCAAAAUGAUCGCCAUCCGGAGCAUCGUCUCGAAGCUGGUGGGACAGGACGAAAUCGGAAAAAUGCUGUCCAUACUGGGAAUUGUAGAUUCUGCUCAGGUUGCCAUCUAUCCAACAAUCUACAGCACGGUUUAUCUGAAGAGCCAAUCGUUCUUCAUUGGCAGUGUGUUCCUACUCAGCGAAGCGUUUCUGCUGGUCUCGCUGGGAAUUUAUGUAGCACUGUUCCUGAUGUCCCGCCGAUCGGAGUAUGAUAAAAACAGAGCGCAGUCAUCCACCAAGCAGGGAAUCGAUAAUCCUGCAGUGGAUAUUACUGCACUUUGAUGAUUUUAUCUGCAUUCCACCGUCGUCAUCGUGCUGACACGCUGGCUGGCAUCCUCGCCUUGCGCCUCGACCCUCGAAGCCGUCAUGGCAUUGACAGCGAUAUUUCGUUUGCAUUAAUCGGAUCUCCGUUAGGGGGCGGGAGGAACGCGCAGAACGGUAGCUGAGCAGUGAAAUAUAAGACGCCAGGCUUUGUGCAGGAAGGAUGCGACUGAUUGGACAGGAAAUUAUUAUUUUCCCCUCGAUGUACCUCGAUGUGCUGCAGGAAAAAUAGCGUAUCGAAAUGAUAGAUAUAGAUGGGCGGAGUUGAAGAUUUUAUGUUGUUUUGUUUUUUUUCCACCGCCAUCUCGCAUCGCAUGAUUUAUACUUCCACCGUUCGAAGAAACAGCAUCAUUUUGCAAUAAUUGGUUCAAUGGCAUUGGAAUCAACUCCAAACAAUCGCGGUUUGAUUACAAGCAAUUUGAUAUUCAUUAUUGCAUUUGUGGUGGUUCCACGAUGCCGCAAGGAGAUGGAAAAUACAAAAAAAUAAGAUACAUUUUU